AUGAGAAAAAGAAGCACUAGAGAUUGGGAAGGUGAACAGUCAAACUCUGAGGAGGAAGGCUUCGAUAUAGCCGGAGAUCUAAUCGCUAGAGGUUCUGGUAGCGAAGAUGACGAAAACAGUGGUAAUGAAAGCAGCGACGAAGGUUCUGGCGAAGUUCAGGACAUUAUAGAGUUUAGUGAUGAUGAAGGUAAAGAGGAUAAGGCGAAGGAGAUCAAGAAGGCCAAAAAAAGCAUUGCUGAUGAUGCAAGCUUUCCUGCAUUAGAGAUGCCUGAACAAGAAGGUGAAGAGGACAACGAUGCAGAUGAUAUCGCGGGCUAUUUCUCGACUCAAUCGACCAACGCCGCCAAACACAAGAAGGGCUCGUUCCCAAGCUUUGGUCUGUCGAAGACUAUCUUGGGAAACAUCUCCAGAAAAGGUUUCAGACAGCCAACGCCCAUUCAGCGGAAAACCAUUCCUUUGAUUUUGCAGGAGCGUGACAUAGUCGGCAUGGCCCGUACUGGCUCAGGUAAGACGGCUGCUUUCAUUUUGCCUCUGAUAGAGAAACUCAAGUGUCAUUCGGCCAAGAUCGGCGCUAGAGCCCUGGUUUUGUCCCCAUCGAGGGAACUUGCACUUCAGACUCACAAAGUUCUCAAAGAAUUUGCUCGCGGAACUGACCUACGCAGUGUUCUUCUCACUGGUGGUGACAGUCUUGAGGAGCAAUUUGGAAUGAUGAUGUCGAAUCCUGACGUUGUAGUCGCAACUCCGGGCAGAUUUUUGCAUUUAACUGUUGAAAUGAGUUUGAGUUUAAAGACUAUGGAAUACGUGGUUUUUGAUGAGGCCGAUAGAUUAUUCGAGAUGGGUUUCGAAGAACAACUCAAUGAGUUGUUGGCAGCCUUGCCCACAACAAGACAAACUUUACUUUUCUCUGCUACCCUACCGAGGUCCUUGGUAAACUUCGCUAAGGCUGGCUUGACGAAUCCCGUGCUUGUGCGCUUGGAUGCGGAGACUAGAGUUUCUGACGAAUUGGAGAUGCUUUUCGUUGCUACGAAAAAUGAGGAAAGAGAAGCAAACUUGUUGUGUUUGCUUCAAGAGGCCAUUCAGGCGCCGAUUGGUACGGAUGAGCAGCGUCUAUUGUUGGAAUCUGGGUACCAGAGCAGUGGUGACGAUGAUGACAGUGACACGGAGGACAAAAAGCGUCAAAAAAAGAAGAAAGCGUUUAAAUCGAGGAAAAAUCUUCCUUCUCCCAAAGACUUGUCGAGUGAAAAGGCUACAAUCGUUUUUGUUCCCACGCGUCAUCACGUCGAAUACGUCUCGCUGCUUUUGAAAGAGUGUGGAUACUUGGUGUCUUAUCUCUAUGGUACAUUGGAUCAAAGGGCAAGAAAGCAGCAAUUGCAAAAUUUUAGAAAUGGUCUCACCACGAUAAUGGUAGUUACAGACCUCGCCGCGAGAGGUGUGGAUAUUCCUUUACUAGCCAAUGUCAUUAAUUUUUCAUUGCCGUCUUCCUCUAAAGUGUUUGUUCAUCGAGUUGGUAGAACAGCCAGAGCAGGUAAUCGCGGUUGGGCGUACUCCAUUGUCUCGGAGAAUGAGCUACCUUAUCUACUUGAUUUGGAGCUUUUCUUGGGCAAAAAGGUUUUACUGACACCAAUGCACGAAUCUUCCACGGAGAUAAUGAAGCAGAAAUGGCUAUCUGAAGGUCACGAUGAGGACUCCUUUGCGGCUCCUAAAGUAUCGUAUACCAAGAGGAUGGUAUUGGGCUCUUGCCCGAGACCUGAUGUGGAGAAUUGUGGAGAUCUCUUCAAAAACUUGAUAGAAUCAAACUAUGAAUUAAGGUCGUUGAAGGCCGUUGCUGUAAAAGCUGAGAAACUUUAUUUCAGAACACGUACGGCUGCAUCCUCUGAAUCUCUGAAGCGUUCCAAAGAGGUGAAAGGGUCCGGAUGGGACGAACAGAAUCUUAAAUUUGGCGCGAACCUGGAGAAAGAAAAGCUUGACUUCCUUGCGAAGUUGCGUAACAGAAAUAAGAAAGAGACGGUAUUCGAGUUCGCGCGCAAUCCAAAUGAUGAGGCUGCGUUGCUCAUGAAGAGAAGAAGAGCUCAAAUAGCUCCUAUCCAAAGAAAGGCUAACGAGAGAAGAGCACUUGUUGAAAAGGAGAGAGCCGCCGGGUUGAGACACUCUUUGGAAGAAGAAAUUCUAAAAGGAGAGGACAACGAGGUGGGCUACUCGGUUCGUGAAGAUAUUCUUGAAAAUGAGUUCGAGGACGGUGACAAAGUCUUGGAUGCGCAAGAAAAGAGCAGGAAGUCGUUUAAAAAUCCUGAGUUUUUCCUUUCAUACUACGCACCUGCGCAGGAGAUACAGGACAAGCAGCUUGAGCUGACCCCGGGUUUCACGAAUGAAGCUGCGAAUGCGACAUUUGACCUGAACGACGACGACAAAAUCCAAGUGCAUAAGCAAACUGCCAAUGUUAGAUGGGACAAGAAGAAGAAGAAGUACGUUAACAUAAGGGGCAUCGACAACAAAAAAUAUAUCACUGGCGAAAGUGGGCAGAAAAUUCCGGCUUCGUUUAGAUCUGGCAAAUUCGAUGAGUGGUCGAAGGCGCGAAAGAUUGGACCAUUGAAGGUCGGAGCAAAAGAGUCUCCUGGUCAAUCUAAACUAUUAUCUAAUCCUCUCAGCGACGUUCAACGUAAAGUUGGUGGGAAAUUCAUGCACAAGCAAAUGAAGGCUCCCAGAAUGCCCGACAAGCUCAGAGACGAUUAUAAAACCCAGAAAAAGAAGGUACAAAAAGCAAUCAAUAAUGGGGUUGCUGUCAAGGGCUUUAAUGGACCGGGUGGCAAAAAUGAAUUAAGGAAUGCUGAUCAAAUGCGAAAGCAGAGAGUCAUGAAGGAAAAGAGGAUGGCCAAAAACGCACGUCCAAGCAAAAAACGCAAAUUUUGA
Messenger RNA from Lachancea mirantina, 2907 nucleotides. The record is from the annotation of a GenBank genome assembly. NCBI's taxonomy places the organism in Eukaryota, Fungi, Ascomycota, Saccharomycetes, Saccharomycetales, Saccharomycetaceae.